CAGAUCCGUCUCCACGUGCUGUCAGAUCGCGUCGAGUUCCGGAGGUACGGCAACUCUCGAACUUGGUGGCUUGCAUUGUUAUGCAUGUCAGGUCAGACACUGUCAGCUGGGAAGAAGUGUAGGCCAAAUAGACCGUAAGCUUGAGAGGGUGAACUACUUUCCUUAUGACGUCCAGACCAUACUCGCGGUAGAUAAGUGUCAGUCCAGCAGCACUGAAGGAUACCGUAUUUCAUAGUCCAUUAGGCACUAUUCACGUCUCGGUUUGCGGCAACUUCAAGACAGUUUAUUUUCUGACAAUGGACCUUGUAGGAAUCGUGGUCUUAUCUCUCGGAUUAAUAUUCUCCUAUGCUCUAUAUCGUGGGAUAUACAAUCGAUAUUUCCACCCCCUUCGUGACUUUCCUGGCCCUUUCUGGGCAUCCGUUUCGGAUUUCUUCAAGCUUUGGAUCUUGCAUACAAAGCAAGCUCAUAUUCUGGGGCUGAAAUACCAUGAGAAAUACGGACCCAUAGUUCGUGCAGCACCUAACCUGUUGGCUGUCAAUGAUCCCUCUUGGCUCCCAACAAUCUACCACCGCCAUGUGGAUAAGACCGAUGUCUACACUGUCGGAGUCCUAGGAGAGGUGGCACCGCCAUUCCAGACACUCAAGCAUGAUGAACAUGCUGCCAAACGGAAGCGUGUUGCUGCUUCUUUCACCUUGACCAACCUCAAAUCCCUCGAGGGUCAGGUUGAUGACCGGAUCAUGCAAUGGACCACUGUACUAAAGGACAAGUUCGCCGAGACCGGAAAGGAAAUGGACUUCGCUGCAUGGUCGCAAUGGUUUGCGUACGACAUGAUUUGCCAGCUUUCUUUCGGAGAACCCAUAGGAUUCAUCACUCAAGGACGCGACGUCGAAAAUCUAAUCGAAAACUUCCACGAUAUGGCCCCGUUCGCGGCAGUGGUAGGAGCACUGCCGUGGCUAGUGAGACCGUUUCUCGAAAACUUCAUCACCCGGCGCUAUCUUAUGCCGAAGCCCGGUGACAACUCGGGAACUGGGAAAAUUAUGGCGUUCCGUGAUAACCUCCUGGCUGAGCGCUUAAACAACCCUAAAGCGUCCCAGAGAGGUGACUUUCUCGACAAUAUUCUUAACGCGAAAAAUGCAGAUGGCACCCCGAUCACCAUCGAGGAAGUGAAGACAGAAUGCUUUGUUCUCAUGGUGGCGGCGUCGGAUACCACAGCGGCAUUUUUUUGUGGGUUUCUGCGUUAUGUUCUCGAGACUCCUGGUGUCUAUGACAAACUCGCGGCGGAAAUUGACGACUUUGAUCGCCGUGGACUGCUCAGACAUCCAGUUCCUUUAUACGAUCAGAUCAAAGAAAUGCCCUACUUCACUGCAUGCUAUAAGGAGACAAUGCGGUAUCAACCGUCUACCCCCAUGAUUAUACCUAGGUACGUCUCUAAAGAUGGCUAUACUCUCAACAACAGGUUCAUACCCCCGGGGACCGAGAUUGGUGCCAAUCCGUACGUGAUUCACCGUAAUCCUCGAGUCUUUGGCGACGACGCUGAUAAAUUUCGUCCCGAACGGUGGUUGGAUCGGGAUCGUGCCGCAUUCAUGGACAAGUACAUCCUGACGUGGGGAUAUGGCACACGAAUCUGCCUGGGAAAAAAUAUUGCCCUAUUGGAGACGUACAAGUUGUUGAUCCAGGUAUGUAGCCACACCUUUUUUGUUUCGCACGGCUAUCUUACUCCCUCGUAAACCGUGUGUGCUGUCCGGGUCCCCGACUAUUGCCAUUAUGAGAUUGCUGAAUUUGCCUGCUUUCCUGGUAGUUCUUCCGUCUGUUCUAUCCCACGAUUAACAACGGCUCCCGGCCCGUGUGGAGGCAGGAGAAUCUGGCAUUGCUGGUACACCAUGACUUUUGGAUCA
Molecule: messenger RNA, 1895 nt
Organism: Paecilomyces variotii
Lineage: Eukaryota; Fungi; Ascomycota; Eurotiomycetes; Eurotiales; Thermoascaceae
Product: cytochrome P450 monooxygenase
Exons: 5
Coding region: 297-1727 (476 amino acids)
Molecular function (GO): iron ion binding; monooxygenase activity; heme binding
Source: RefSeq, a predicted model, not a curated record